Messenger RNA from Orycteropus afer afer, 5735 nucleotides. The record is from RefSeq and is a predicted model, not a curated record. NCBI's taxonomy places the organism in Eukaryota, Metazoa, Chordata, Mammalia, Tubulidentata, Orycteropodidae.
GCUGGAAGUCGGCGCCGCGGCCGCGGUGCGGGUAGAGGACCCGGGGGAGGAGGAGAGUGGACUCCCGGGCACAGAGCUGAAGUUUCCUUUCCUUGGCGCUCUCCCUCGCUGGCUGGCUCCCUGUGCCAUGCAGGAGCGCUGGAGCUGCGGGGCAGCAUGAAGGGUAGCGACCGGGCUUACAACCGUUGUCCCUCUUUGGGGUGGCUCUUUGCUAAAUGCUGCUGUUGUUUGCCGUGUAGAGAUGCCUACUCUCAUUCCUCAAGUGAAAAUGGAGGCAAAUCUGAGUCAGUGGCCAACCUACAGGCUCAGCCCUCCCUGAACUCCAUCCACAGUUCACCCGGCCCCAAGCGUUCCACCAACACGCUGAAGAAGUGGCUGACAAGUCCUGUGCGCCGGCUUAACAGUGGGAAAGCCGAUGGGAACAUCAAAAAGCAGAAGAAAGUACGAGAUGGUAGGAAGAGCUUUGAUCUGGGAUCUCCCAAGCCUGGGGAUGAGACAACCCCUCAAGGAGACAGUGCAGAUGAGAAGAGCAAGAAAGGUUGGGGUGAAGAUGAACCAGAUGAAGAGUCACACACACCUCUCCCUCCACCUAUGAAGAUCUUUGACAAUGAUCCCACACAGGAUGAAAUGUCCUCCUCUUUGCUAGCAGCCCGGCAGGCCUCCACUGAAGUACCUACUGCUGCAGACCUUGUCAGUGCAAUAGAAAAGUUGGUCAAAAGCAAGCUGAGUCUAGAAGAGGGCUCAUACCGGGGGAGCUUGAAGGACCCCGCAGGCUGCCUGAAUGAGGGGAUGACCCCACCCACACCUCCCAGAAACCUGGAAGAAGAACAGAAAGCCAAGGCCCUGAGAGGCAGAAUGUUUGUCCUGAAUGAGCUGGUACAGACGGAAAAAGAUUAUGUCAAGGAUUUGGGGAUUGUGGUGGAGGGCUUCAUGAAGAGAAUGGAAGAAAAAGGUGCCCCUGAAGACAUGCGAGGAAAAGAUAAAAUCGUGUUCGGAAAUAUUCAUCAGAUUUAUGACUGGCAUAAAGAUUUUUUCUUGGCAGAACUGGAAAAAUGUAUCCAGGAGCAAGACAGAUUGGCACAGCUCUUUAUUAAACAUGAGAGGAAGCUGCACAUCUACGUGUGGUACUGUCAGAACAAGCCACGCUCAGAGUACAUCGUUGCUGAGUACGACGCCUACUUUGAAGAGGUAAAACAGGAGAUAAAUCAAAGGCUGACACUUAGUGAUUUCCUUAUCAAGCCCAUUCAGAGAAUAACAAAAUACCAGUUGCUCCUCAAGGACUUCCUGAGAUACAGUGAGAAGGCUGGUUUGGAGUGUUCAGAUAUCGAGAAAGCCGUGGAGUUAAUGUGCCUUGUUCCAAAACGCUGCAAUGACAUGAUGAAUCUGGGACGCCUACAGGGCUUUGAGGGCACCCUGACUGCUCAGGGGAAGCUUUUGCAGCAGGACACGUUCUAUGUGAUUGAGCUGGAUGUGGGCAUGCAGUCCCGGACCAAGGAGAGGCGUGUGUUCCUCUUCGAGCAAAUUGUCAUCUUCAGCGAACUGCUCAGGAAGGGUUCCCUCACCCCAGGCUACAUGUUCAAAAGAAGCAUCAAGAUGAAUUAUUUAGUCCUGGAGGAGAAUGUGGACAAUGAUCCCUGCAAGUUUGCGCUUUUGAACAGGGAGACUUCAGAGAGGGUCGUUCUGCAAGCUGCCAAUGCGGACAUCCAGCAGGCCUGGGUGCAGGACAUUAACCAAGUCUUGGAAACACAGCGAGACUUCUUAAAUGCACUACAGUCGCCCAUUGAAUAUCAGCGGAAAGAACGGAGCACAGCUGUGAUGAGGUCCCAGCCCACUAGGGCUCCCCAAGCUAGCCCCAGGCCUUACUCCUCUGUCCCUGUGGGCUCUGAAAAGCCACCAAAGGGCUCUAGCUAUAACCCACCUCUGCCACCCCUGAAGAUAUCUACCUCCAAUGGCAGUCCAGGGUUUGACUACCACCAGCCUGGUGACAAGUAUGAGACCAGCAAGCAAAAUGACCCAGGAGGCUGCAACGGGACCUCAUCCAUGGCUGUGAUUAAAGAUUACUAUGCACUGAAGGAGAAUGAAAUUUGUGUGAGCCAAGGUGAGGUGGUCCAGGUCCUCGCCGUCAACCAGCAGAACAUGUGCCUAGUGUACCAGCCUGCCAGUGACCACUCCCCUGCAGCUGAGGGCUGGGUCCCAGGCAGCAUCCUGGCACCCCUCACCAAAGCCACGGUGGCAGCAGAAAAUAGUGACGGGAGCAUCAAGAAGUCAUGUUCAUGGCAUACCCUACGCAUGAGAAAGCGGGCAGAAGUGGAGAACACGGGUAAAAAUGAAGCCACAGGGCCUCGUAAACCCAAGGAUAUUCUGGGCAACAAAGUCUCUGUUAAAGAGACGAACAGUUCCGAGGAGUCUGAGUGUGAUGAUCUUGACCCUAAUACUAGCAUGGAGAUCUUGAAUCCAAAUUUCAUCCAAGAAGUGGCCCCAGAAUUCCUUGUGCCCUUAGUGGAUGUGACCUGCUUACUUGGGGACACGGUGACCCUGCAGUGUAAAGUCUGUGGGCGGCCGAAGCCCACCAUUACCUGGAAGGGUCCAGACCAGAGCAUCCUCGACACUGACCACAGCUCAGCCACAUACACCGUCUCCUCCGGUGAUUCUGGUGAAAUCACCUUGAAGAUCUGUAACCUGAUGCCCCAGGACAGUGGAAUUUACACCUGCAUAGCAACAAAUGACCAUGGAACCACAUCAACGUCUGCUACAGUUAAAGUACAAGGUGUUCCAGCCGCCCCUAAUCGCCCCAUUGCCCAGGAGAGAAGCUGCACCUCAGUGAUCCUCCGCUGGCUGCCUCCGUCCAGCACAGGGAACUGCACUAUUUCUGGUUACACUGUGGAGUACAGAGAAGAAGGUUCCCAGGUUUGGCAGCAGUCCAUAGCUUCGACCUUGGACACUUACCUCGUCAUUGAAGACCUCAGUCCUGGAUGUCCUUACCAGUUCAGGGUCAGUGCCAGUAACCCCUGGGGGAUCAGCCUUCCCAGCGAGCCCUCGGAGUUUGUGCGACUUCCAGAAUAUGAUGCUGCUGCUGAUGGUGCCACCAUUUCUUGGAAGGAAAAUUUUGAUUCAGCUUAUACUGAGCUGAAUGAAAUUGGAAGAGGCCGUUUCUCGAUAGUAAAGAAGUGCAUUCACAAAGCUACCCGCAAAGAUGUUGCUGUGAAAUUUGUUAGCAAAAAAAUGAAGAAGAAAGAACAGGCUGCCCAUGAGGCUGCCCUCCUCCAGCACCUGCAGCACCCACAGUAUAUCACUCUCCAUGACACCUAUGAGUCUCCCACAUCCUACAUCCUGAUUUUGGAACUGAUGGAUGAUGGCCGGCUGUUAGACUAUCUUAUGAAUCAUGAUGAGCUGAUGGAGGAAAAAGUAGCCUUCUACAUCCGAGACAUCAUGGAAGCUCUGCAGUACCUUCACAGCUGCAGGGUUGCACAUUUGGACAUAAAACCUGAAAACCUGCUCAUCGACCUCCGGAUUCCAGUGCCUCGGGUGAAGCUCAUCGACUUGGAGGAUGCUGUCCAGAUCUCAGGUCACUUCCACAUCCACCACCUUCUGGGGAACCCAGAGUUUGCUGCCCCGGAAGUGAUCCAAGGCAUCCCUGUGUCACUAGGCACAGAUAUCUGGAGCAUCGGGGUGCUGACAUACGUCAUGCUGAGUGGAGUUUCCCCCUUCUUGGAUGAGAGCAAAGAGGAGACAUGCAUCAAUGUCUGCAGGGUGGACUUCAGCUUCCCCCAUGAAUACUUCUGUGGCGUGAGCAAUGCUGCCAGGGAUUUCAUCAAUGUGAUCUUACAGGAAGACUUCCGGAGGCGGCCCACGGCAGCCACCUGCCUACAGCAUCCAUGGCUGCAGCCCCACAAUGGCAGCUACUCCAAAGUCCCCUUGGACACCUCCCGCCUGGCGUGCUUCAUAGAACGCCGCAAGCACCAGAAUGAUGUGCGUCCUGUUCCCAAUGUAAAGAGCUAUAUCGUCAACCGGGCAAACCAAGGGACGUAGCCAUCUCCCAGCCCUGGAGGUUUCACAUAGAUGUGCCGUGUGAACCAAAGCAAGACUGAAUGUGUCUGUAAAUAGGACUCUGUUAAUGAUUUUCCUCCAUGUUAUCCUCCGGAUUGAGAGAUGUACCUCUUAAACCUUUUCAGUGGUUAUUCAGGGUCUGAGCAACAGUCAAAGUUAUACCCUAAAUUCAGGGGCUUUCCAGAUUGCCCAGAAGAGAUAAAGAUGCAAAGAAUGACAGAAUUAUCAAAAAGAGGGGCAAAGAUAACAAGAAUAUUAGAUGAGCUGUUAUAAAAAUUCUAAUCAUGAAUUCCAAAAUAAGUGGUUAACCAGGCAAACUUAAGCUCAUGAGGAUGAGGAUAGAAGGUUUCUGCCUUUGCUGAAAUUUUAAGCAAAAAGUUCUAUUUAAUAGAGAUGUCACGUGUGUCAACUAUUCCUGUUUAGUUGACUUAGAUAUAGUUUCUUAAUAGGAUACAUAUACACAUUCAGUAUAAUAUAUCCCAUUCAGGUUUCAGAGUUUUAUAAUAUAGAGAUAUAUAUGAAAUCAAUCAUAAAUAACUUUGAGUGCUCCAGUGAAGACAAUAAUUUAUUUACCGAAGCAGUACAUUGUUUUGACUAAGCACAAUUAGAUGACGAGUUUUUUAGAGCAUUUUAUAAAUCUUGUAUAGAAAUCUUUUACCAAAACCUGUGGAUUAGGAGAAAGCAGUGAUACCCUUUUGCAAUCUAUAAACAAGAAGAUUUUUCUCUCAGCCACAGGUUAUUUGAUUAACAUAGGUUCUGUAUAUGAAAAGCUAUCCCCAAAUUCACUGGCAGCUCAAAGUUAAUCUGGCAGGAAAGCCUGCCAGGAAAUAAGUCCAAAUACAGUAAGAGUUGUGGGGCUAUUUUUAUGUCUACACCUGGUUUGAAAUAGGUAAAUGAAUAUAACAAGCUCAUAUAAAAGGGCAAAUAGAAACCUUUCCUACAGUUCCAAUGAACAAAGAAACAACACUUUCUGAUUUCUUCUACAGCUGUAGAGAUAGUCCUCAGAAAGUUGGCUUGCUUUAUUUCUAACUCCUUCCUGAAGCUAAGGGGUGCUUACCAAAAGGAAGCAGCCAUACAGGCCUCUGAAAGGCCUGAUCCCAAGUCCUUUCUGAAGCCAUGGAGCAAAACCUGAUACAUCACCCUAACAAAACACUGAGUCUUAACUGAGAUUGCAGUAUCUGUCAUCACUCAGCUGAUAUUUCACUGGACUAAAAGGACUAAUUGUACUUUGAGGCCAAUGAUGCUCUCUACUGUAUAUUCAUACAAGAUUACCCUUAACUGCCCUUUUUCCCUCAUGGGGGAAAAAAAAUGAAAUCUGGGCACUUCAUGGUUUUUUCUUUGGGUUUAUUUCUUUUGGGGGGGAGCUUUUGUUUUUGUGUUUGUACAUGAUCCACACUUUGUUUUCCAGAAUAUGUUUUGAAAGUUGGUAUGAUGCAAAUAAUAUUUAAAAAUGUUACUCAAGUGUUUGUCCAAAUCAGGUUUCAUGGUAUCACUUCUCUCCUAUGAUAGGAUUGAGAAAGUUAAAAUCAUGCAUAGAAGUGCAAGCGUACAGUUUAUGAAGGAUAAACUAGAACUACAAACCUAUCUACAUGGGAAUUAAAAGGUGGAAAGUAAGCCUGAACUUUAAUAUAUAAAAACACUUCACCCCACAGUGGAAAUGUAGAAUUAAAAAUACUCAUCAUUCUUUU